AUGUCGCGACACCGAAUUGUUCACACGUUCGAUACGAACGACAUCGUAUCCGAGUUUGACGGCAUCGAUUACGAAGAGACGGGCGAAGAUGAGCUCAGUCAAGAGGACCGCCAAGCCAUGGACGAAGGCACUGCAGAGGUCCGCCGGGCUCUGGGUACCGAAGCCGACAAAGUGACCAAAUCGCAGAUCGAAGAAGCCUUAUGGCAUUACUACUAUGACAUCGAUAAAUCAGUCACAUAUUUGAUGAAGACAUUCAUCGCACCUGCACCUAAACCAGUAAAGAAGGCACCAGAAGGUAUGUCAGUGUGUUAUUUUUCUGCUUCGCAACGUCUUUCGGGGACUGGAGCAGACCAUGGACGUCUGUCAAACGGAUAUCUCCCUCGCAUGGAUCUUCCACCUGUUGAUGGAGUUCCUGCGUGGUAUUUCGAUGACAUGCCGUGGUUGAACGUGCCACAAGAACGUCGGGCCGAGUUUGUCGAGCCUGAACGUCCUCGUGGAGGGUUGCUUGGUGGAGGCGAAGGCGUUCCCAAGAUGUCAAAACUUCAAGCUCUUGCAGCUGCUAGGAAGAAGAAGAUCGACGAAAGGAAGGAGCUGGAAAGGGUCGAGAAAGGUGUUGAAUCCCUUUCUGUCCGCGACUCACAAAAAGAAAAUGACACAACUUUGAGUCAGAAGCGUCAGAUGCCCCAACCCACGCCUCAAGUCGUUUCUCCACUCAACGACAUAGAGUCCCAAGUCACUCCCGACGAUAACAAACAGCAAGAUGUUGGUUCUCCGUCCAAGGGUGGAUUUAUCGAUGAGGACUUUACAGUGGUUGUUUCUCAAGCUACCCCAUCCGCUUUUGCUCAAACGCUCUUUGGAUCUGCUCCGGUCAAAACCCACAGGCCCGAUGUUUUUGCCAUGCCAUACACAUCCUCUUCAUCUUUUAUCGCCCAUGCUUUCGCCGAGCCUAGUCCAGAUGAUAUUGUGCUUGCAGCUCAGGCGAAAGCGGGCAAGAAGCCAGUAGCAAAGCCUACCAAAAAGCCCCAGAAAGAAAAGGAGAAGAAUGUCUCUGAAGCUGAAAAGGACGUUGCUGCGCUCAAAAUCGCCGACGUGCCACCGCCAAAGAGCAAGGGGCUUGAUGUACUUAAGGAGUAUGAGAGCAGCUCCAACAAAAGGAGUAUUAGCUUUGUUGUAGUUGGACAUGUCGACGCCGGAAAGAGUACCCUUAUGGGGCGGCUAUUAUUAGAGCUGAAGUUUGUUGAGAAGCAUACCAUUGAUCGAUAUCGGAAACAGGCUGAAAAGUCUGGCAAGCAAUCGUUUGCCCUCGCAUGGGUGAUGGAUCAAAGGAGUGAAGAAAGAGAACGAGGUGUGACAAUCGACAUCGCCACAAAUUACUUUGAAACGGAGAAGACGAGUUUCACCAUUCUUGAUGCACCUGGACAUCGAGAUUUUGUACCAAACAUGAUUGCAGGUGCUAGUCAAGCUGACUUUGCCAUCUUGGUUAUCGACGCAAAUACCGGAGCCUACGAAAAGGGUCUUAAGGGGCAGACUCGAGAGCAUGUAUUGCUCUUGCGAAGCUUGGGUGUCCAGCGCCUUGUUAUCGCCGUCAACAAACUGGAUAUGGUUGGUUGGUCACAAGAACGUUAUGACGAGAUCGCUCAGCAGGUGAACGGUUUCCUUGCUGGUCUUGGCUUCCAACCCAAGAACGUCAACUUCAUACCCAUAUCUGGUCUCAAUGGCGACAAUCUUGUCCGUCGAUCAGAAGACUCAGCAUCAUCUUGGUACACUGGCCCCACUCUGAUUGAGGCUCUGGAAAACUCGGAGCCAUCAACAGCGCGAGCUCUCAAGACGCCGUUCCGAAUGUCCAUAUCUGAAGUGUUCAGGUCGCAAUUGGGCACAACAACCAUUGCAGGACGAGUCGACUCUGGUUCUGUCCAGAUUGGUGACGCUUUAUUGGUUCAACCCAGUGGGGAGGAAGCAUUCGUCAAAUCGAUCAUGGUGGACUCAGACAUGCAAGAUUGGGCCGUUGCUGGACAGAGUGUCAGUGUUGCUCUCACUAACAUCGACCCUAUUCAUAUUCGAGUUGGCGACAUGCUCUGCCACACUACGGAUCCUAUCAGCUGCAGUGACACCCUUACCAUGAAGGCCAUGGCAUUUGAGCAUCUUAUGCCCAUGCCUGUGGACUUGCAUCGUGGACGUCUGCACUCGGCUGGACAGAUUGUGUCCAUCACAGCGACGCUAGAUAAGGCCAGCGGAGCUAUCAUCAAGAAGAAGCCUAGAGUUGUGCAGCCUGGUGGUGUCGCGCGAGUUAUCAUCAAGCUGGCGGCUAAGGUCCCUCUUGAGCCAGGACAAAGAGUUGUGAUACGGAGUGGGGGUGAAACUGUCGCUGCUGGACUAUUAGAAUAG
Messenger RNA from Fusarium sp. VM40, 2385 nucleotides. NCBI's taxonomy places the organism in Eukaryota, Fungi, Ascomycota, Sordariomycetes, Hypocreales, Nectriaceae. The record is from the annotation of a GenBank genome assembly.